ACAGACGCGGAUUAGGGAUCAACUGUUCGUUCGCGCACUGGAUUAUCAACUUUUGAAUCUGGCAUCCCUCUGAAUUCCACGGUUUAUUCGAAUCCUUCGCGGAGUACUUGUAAAUAGCUGUCAUUUACACGACUGACGGAAUCCCAAUGGCAUCCAAUAAUAUGUACAGAGUCGGGGAUUUCGUUUAUUUUGAAUCAUCAGCCACUGCUCCAUAUCAAAUCCGUCGAAUAGAUGAACUUAAUAAAACUCCUACUGGUGCUGUUGAAGCUAAAGUUGCCUGUUACUACCGUAGACGUGAUGUAUCCAGUGCUUUGAUUAACCAGGCAGAGAAAUAUUAUGGCAGUGAUGAUGAUUAUGAUGAAGAAUGUACAAAUGAAAUAGUCAAUUCAAAUAAUAAUGAUAAUAACUCCAAAGAAGGCUUAAAACGCUCUAAUACUGUAAUCACCGAACAACAAAAGCAUCAGUUAAAACAUCGAGAAUUGUUUCUUUCACGACAAGUUGAAUGUCUACCAGCUACGCAUAUUAGGGGCAAAUGCUCGGUUACACUACACAAUGAUGCAGAACCAUUGACAAAUUACCUAGCCAGAGAUGAGGCAUUUUAUUAUAAACUUAUAUAUGAUCCUAAUUUAAAGACUCUUCAAGAAGAUAGAGGUUCAAUGAGAAUUGGAUCAGAUUAUCAGUCUGAGAUACAAUGCUUACUAAAAUCAAAAUCAGAAGAUGUACGAUUGACUGAAGUACAUGAGGAGUUAGUUUGGUCCCCUUCCCAUUCAUUAACAGUUCAAGAGAUCGAUAUGUUUUGUUUAUUAGCCAAAGCCGUUGGCACAUACGGUCGUGCACAUGAUACUUCAUCAUCUACUAGACAACCACUUCUACUGAGUGCUACAGCUUCAGCUGCACGUGAUAUAACUCGUCAACAUGCGCAUGAUAUACUUCAUGAAGCCAACUACGACUUGAAUAAAGCCAUAAAUCUUCUAUUACCUGGUGGUCAACCUAUUAUUUAUCGUGAUCAAUUAGAAGAUUGGUCUGCAAAUGAAACAAAUAUAUUUGAAGAAGCAUUAGAUAAAUAUUCGAAAGUAUUCACAGAUAUACUUUCUAAUUGCUUACCAUGGAAAACUCAUAAAUCAAUAGUUGAACUUUAUUAUUUUUGGAAAACUACAGAUCGUUAUGUUAGACAACGUCGAACUAAAUUAGCUGCUCAGGAACAUAAAUUAAAACAAGUUUAUAUUCCAAAUUAUAAUAAACCUAAUCCAGCUGUAUUAUAUCAUAAUACGGAUAAAACAAUUAAUCGACCAUGUGAAGGAUGUGAAUCAUUAAAUUCCCCUCAAUGGUAUGCAUGGGGUCCAUCGAAUGCUAACUCUCGUCUAUGUACUGAUUGUUGGUCUUAUUGGAAACGUUAUGGUGGUUUGAAAAGUAUCGAAUCUAAAGAGCGUCCUACUACAACCUUACGCACUCAGCAACAGUUAAACAAUUCAACAGUUGAAACUAAUUCAAAAUCUGGUGGUCCUAUUAACAUUACCGGAUCAGUGAAUCAUCAAUUCAAAUCUCAUUCUAUUGGCUUAUCAAGUGGAGCUUUAGAUGGUGGUGACAUUGAUACAUAUACAAAUGACCAUCAUCAUAAUAAUACGUCUGCUACAAACAUGACUAAUAAUGCUAAUCUUUCCGCUGCUAAUAGUAAAUUAAUUGAUGGAUCUGGAUUCUUCGGUACUUUAAUCGGUACCCCAAGAGGAACGCAAUGCUUUAGAACUCCGUCCAUUAUACGUCUAGCACGCAUACUUUGUCCAAAUCUUGUUCAACCUCUACGUUUAGCUCGACAUCCUGGUGGAGUACCAGAAAUUUUCUCAUCUAAGCAACAAGUCCAACAUGAAAGCGAAUGCAAUGAAUCUAAUCUAACAGGGAUGGAUAAUUUGUCUGAAUCUAAUAUGAUGUUGAUGUACGCAACACUGAAGGCUGCUGCCCAGCCGAUAAUAGCACGUAUACACGAUCCAUCAAUUUUAUUGACUCGACCACGGAGAGCACGACGCUUAAAUGAUGUGAUUGAUUCAAUGGCUUCACGUAAAGGUAUUGUGUUUCAGCCAUUAGAUCUAUCAUCAACUUUAAAGUUAUCAGUUGCAAAUGGUCCUGUCUACGAUCGUAAACGUCCUCAUUCACCUGUCUCUAUAAAUGCACCAUCUUCAAAAAAAUUACAUGAAACUGACGAUAAAGUAAAUAAGAGUAAAAACUCGUCAAUGUUGACAGAAAAUACCACAAGUGAAAAAUGCUUAACUAAUGGAAAGAGUACGGCAUCUGUUAUGGGCACUAGUCCGUUUAUUACUAAGUCCGAUUGUUCUUUUUCAUCCGCCUCCACUGCUGUUUCAUCCAGGCCAAAAAAAACAGCAUUAACAACUGAUCCUAGUUUAAUUAAUCAGAAUUUAAUUUUAACUAGUAAUGGAAUUUCUACUGAUGACAGAACAACAAUCAUAUCGAAAUUUGAAUCGGAGCUAAUUCAGUAACUCCACCAGGGUCAAAGAAUGUAUCCGAAUCAAAUUUACUUAACUAAUCGACAGUUCCCUGUCAAACCAAUGUAAACUUGUGUGUUGCUCUUUCUUCCUAUCCCCUCUCCAACUCCACUUCUUUUUAUGGCCACUUCUCUUUGAGAAGAGUUGUUUGGCGUAACCGAUACUCUCUUAUGCACUUGUGUUUUGUUUUCUUUUUCCGUGUUAUCAGUGUUAUUAAUAAUAACUAGCCACGUCUAAAAUGAUGAAUGGUAAAAAAGGUACUAAUCUCCUAUUUUUCCUAAUGCCUUUUGUCUUCUCAUUUGUAUUUGUGAAUCUUUAUAGUCUUAAUUUUGUGGACUGAGGUUCUGUAUUUUUAUGUUAUUAUUAUUGUUAUUAUUAUCACACUAUCAUUAUUGUUAUUAUAUUAUUAUUACUAUAUUCACUGUUUCGUAAUUUCACUUCCCUAAAACACUACAUGCUUUUGUAUUGAUAAAAAGUUAUUCAUACACUUCGCCGUACCCAUGACUUUAUUCCAACAAAUGCUUUUUUGUGCGCGAGUGAAUGAUUUACCAGCUAUUAAUAUUGAAUGCCUGUCCUUGAUACGUUUUUUGUAUGCCAACUAUGAUAUUAAAGAGUUGUAAUUGUAGUCUAUUUUAUCUGACAGUUUCUUUGUCUUAAAUAAACUACUAAUUGUUAAUAUUUUUUUUCAAGAAAGUGAAAUUUUACCACGCAGAACUAAACGAAAAUUUCCACACACACACCUUACAAUUUUUUUAUGCUUAGUGUUGACAAUUCACUAAAUUUUGUAAACAGACGUUGUGUACUAUGGAAUGUUGUAGUGAUUUUAAACCGUUUGUCUCAAUUGGGAAUGAAUAUCUUCAUUUGUCCAUUGUAUCUAAGCAUUUCACUUACGCACAUCCACCUUUAUUGCACUGUAUUGUGUUUUUUUUUUCAAAUACAGGCUUAUCCUAUAGAUAUUUCUUUCUAAUAGCCCAUAUUUCAAGUGAUACUUUAUUGU
This is a messenger RNA of Schistosoma haematobium, 3492 nucleotides long. Its product is annotated as Metastasis-associated protein mta2. Gene Ontology annotation, molecular function: sequence-specific DNA binding; histone deacetylase binding; chromatin binding. The record is from RefSeq and is a predicted model, not a curated record. Lineage: Eukaryota; Metazoa; Platyhelminthes; Trematoda; Strigeidida; Schistosomatidae. Gene Ontology annotation, cellular component: NuRD complex; nucleoplasm. The transcript is spliced from 12 exons. Gene Ontology annotation, biological process: negative regulation of transcription by RNA polymerase II. Bases 147 to 2489 code for a protein of 780 amino acids.